GGAGGCGGUGGAGGCGGAGGAGGCGGUGGAGGCGGGGGAGGAGCCGCGGCGAUGAGCGGAGACGGCGGUGGAGGUGCGGCGGGGGCGAAUCUUUCCGGUUACCCGGCGCCGGGUUUGCACCACACGCGGGGGGACGGAAGAUACGACAGGAGGCUCGAAGGGCACCCGGACCGCGGCGGCGCCUACGACCUGUACCACGGCGCCAACAGCGGCGCCAGCAGCAGCAGCAGUAGCCGGGGCGGCGGCGGUGGCUACGAGCUGGAUUACUACCGGGAGAGCUCGCGCCCGGGACCCUACUACGGUGCCGGCUCCCGGACCGGCGGGGGGCAGCGCUACGAUGGGGGGGGGCCCUCCGGCGGGGGUGCGCCGCCGCUGCCCCCGGCCAUGGGGGGCGGCGGGGGGCCCGCGCUGCCGCCGCCGCCGCCGCUGGCGCCGCCGCGCUACCGGGACGGUUACCGGGACGACGGCGGAGGCGGCGGAGGCGGCGGAGGCGGCGGAGGCGGCGGCGGAGGCGGCGGAGGCGGUGGAGGCGGCGCGGCCGCGUCCUCUUCGUCGUCUUCCGGCGGCGGCGGCGGCUCGAAGGAGAAGCUGGCGUCGGCGCUGGCGCGGAGCCGGCGCCGGAGGGAGCGCGGCUACCAUCACGGGCGCAGCCGCUCGCCGGCGCAGCAGCAGCACCAGCAGCAGCAGCAGCACCAGCAGCAGCACCACCAGCAGCAGCAGCAGAGGCAUCACCGGCAUCACCACAGCAGACACCGGCACCAGCACCACAAUCACCACCACCACCAGCAGCAACAGCAGCAGCAACAGCAGCAGCAGAGGCACCGUCACCACCACCAGCAGCAGCGCCAGCAGCAGCAGCAGCAGCAGCAGCGGGCGGCAAGGCUGUCGCGCUCACGCCACUCCACCACCCGCUCGUGCUCCUCCACCAGCGACAGCAACUCCAGCUCCACGUCCAGCUCGUCAGACAGCGACAGCAGCAGCUCGUCCAGCGACGUGUCGCCCGCCCGCUCCGUGCCGUCGGCCGCCGUGGCCGCGCCUCUUCCGGCGCCGGCGCUGCCGGCGCUGCCGGCGCUGCCGCCGCCGCCGCCGCCGCUGCCGGCGGCUCCGCUGGGGCUGGGCGCCGGCGAGGCGGCGGACGAACCCCGGAAGAGCUUCGGCAUCCGCGUCCACAAUCUGCCGGUCCGCUCCACCGACUCGAGUCUCAAGGACGGCCUCUUCCACGAGUUCAAGAAACACGGCAAAGUGACCUCGGUGCAGAUCCACGGCGCCGGCGAGGAGCGCUCCGGCCUGGUCUUCUUCCGGCAACCCGAAGACCGUGAGAAGGCUCUCUGUGCCUCCAAGGGGAAGCUCUUCUUCGGCAUGCAGAUCGACGUCACAGCCUGGGACGGGCCCGAGACGGAGAGCGAGAAUGAGCUGCGUCCGCUGGACGACCGUAUCGACGAGUUCCACCCCAAGGCGACGCGGACGCUCUUCAUAGGCAACCUGGAGAAGAGCACCACCUACGAUGACCUCUACUCCAUCUUCCAGAGAUUCGGGGAGAUAGUGGACAUAGACAUCAAGAAGGUGAACGGGAUCCCCCAGUACGCCUUCCUGCAGUUCUGUGACAUCACCAGUGUGUGCAAGGCCAUCAAGAAGAUGGACGGGGAGUACUUGAGCAACAAUCGACUCAAGCUGGGAUUCGGCAAGAGCAUGCCAACGACUUGCGUGUGGUUGGACGGGCUCAACGCCAGCGUCACAGAGCAGUACCUCACUCGCCAGUUCUCGCGGUUCGGCCCAAUCCUCAAGGUGCUGCUGGACCGCCAGAAGGGCAUGGCACUGGUGUUCUACACGGAGAUUGAGUGUGCACAGACUGCCGUGUUGGAGGUGAAGGGCAGGAAGCUCAUUGGAAAUAAGAUUAAGGUGGACUUUGCGAACCGGGACAGCCAGGCGGCGUUCUACCAUGUCAUGGAGCGCUCAGGCCAGGACGUGCGUGAGUGCAUCCGUGACCACGACGCCUACUUCGAUCGCAGCCGCGACGAGCGUCGCAUCUCGUACCACGAGUACGUAGCGGAGCGCUCGUACUACGAGGCCCUUCGCGGCGCGCCGGCUGGCGGCUCCGGCGGCUCCGGCAACGGCGGCAACGGCGGCUCCGGCGGCGGCUCCGGCGGCGGCUCCGGCGGCGGCGGCUCCGGCGGCGGCGCCGGCUUCCACGACGACUCGCGGAGGGAAUACCACGGCAGGCGCGGCAGCAGCGGCGGCGGCGGCGGCGGCGGCGGUGAUUACUACUCGGACUGGGAGCCCUACCACAACCAGCACCACCACAACCAGCACCACCACCACCACAACCAGCAGCAGCAGCAGCAGCACCAGCACCACCACAACCAGCACCACCACCACCAGCAGCAGCAGCACCACCAGCAGCACCACCAGCAGCACCACCACCAGCAGCAGCACCACCACCACCACGAUUUCUACGACCCCCGCUACUACGACGAUCCGCCGCCGCCGCUGCCGCCGCCGCCGCCCCCGCCGCCGAUGUCCCACCCGCCGGCGCCGCUUCCGUCGCAGCCGCAGCCGGUGCAGCAGCAGCAGCAGCAGCAGCAGCAGCAGGCGCCCCACCGAGACUACCGUAGCUACCGCGACCCCUACGAACAGGACAUCCGCGAGUACUCGUUCCGGCGCAAACAGGAGCGCGAGCGCGAGCUCUAUGAGUCGUCGGCGUCCGCCGCGCCGCGGCCGCGGCCAUGGCCGCGGCCGCGGCGCCGGAGCGCGGCCGCCAGCAGCACCAGCAGCCCGCGCCGCCGCCGAUCCAGUCGCAGGUGCAGCUGGCGCCGCAGAAGGACUACAGCCCCGGCGCGGGGGCCCGGCGGGCGCGCAGCUCCUCCGCGGGGCUGUCGGCCGGGAGCGGCGAGGCCGAGGCGCCGGCGGCUCGGGCCGGCUGCUACGGCAAGGCGGCGCCGGCGUCCCACCGCGAGCGCGGGCGGGCGGACGGCAAGCGGGGGGACGGAGGCGCCGGGGAGUGGGGGAAGGCGGCGGCGGUGUACAAGCCGGACGGCGCCGGCAGGGAGCAACGGCAACGCAAGGAGAAGCCGCCGUCCCGGCGCGAGCGCCGCGCCGGCAGCGACAAGUCGACCACCUCGUCCUCGUCUGACCGCUUCGGCAGGGACAAGGCGGAGAAGGUGCCGGAGAAGCCGGCGGAGAAGCCGGCGCGGGCGACGGCGUCGCACAGGGUCGGCCGGGAUUCUCCCGGCCCGCAGCCGGCUGCCUCCACCGCCGCCACCGGGACGGACGAUCGGCCGGAGGCGGCGCCGCCGAGGAGCAAGAGCUCGGGCGGCGGCGAGCGCUGCCUGGAGUCGGCGGCAGCAGCAGCUGGCGACAGAAGCUGCGGAACCGUCGAUGGCGCAGCAGCAGCAGCAGCAGCAGCAGCCCCAGGACGAGGCGGAGCGGGAGAAGCUGGAGGCACGCAAGCGCCGUUUCGCCGAAUCCCAGCAGAAGAAAUCGCCGGCCGGCCCCGUGCCGUCCUCGGCGGCUCCGGCGGCGGCUCCGGCGGCGGCAGAGGCGACGCCGGCCGCUCCGGCCGAAAGGAGGAAGGAGUCCCGGUCGGAGCACCGCCGAUCGAGGGGGGAGAAGGCGGCGGCGCCGGUGGGCGCCAACGCCGGAGCAGCCGCCGCUGCAUCCUCUUCCUCGUCGUCCUCGUCCUCGUCCUCCCUGUCGCCGGCGCCGAACGGCGCCGACGUCGGCGGUCAGCCGCCGGCGAAGAAAACCGGCGGUGGUGAGACAAAGUCAACGCCGGCGGUGGCCGGGCACCACCACCACCCGCACCACCCGCACCACCACCACCACCACCACCACCACCACCACCACAACCACCACCGUCAGCCGGAGACUCAGGCGGCGCGCGGGGCGCAAGCUCCGCCCGCCGCCGUACCGGCGCCGGCCGUCGAGCACCAGCAGCAGCACCGGCAGGAGCAGGGGCAGCACCAGCGGCAGGAUCUCUCGCCGCGCAAGCUGCCCGGCGACCGCCUCUGCAUCGACAUCGACCACUCGCAGGGCUACCGCAAGCAGAUGGAGAAGUCUCGGCGCCUGCAGCUGCAGCAGCAGGAAGCGGCGGCGGCGGCGGUGGUGGCGGUGGCGGUGGUGGCGCUCGACGGGCAGCGGCCGCCGGCGCCGGUGACGUCGCCGGCGACGCCGGCGACGUCGGCGGCGCCGGCGGCCGCCCCCGACCGCUCGCCGCCGGCCAAACGCCGACGUCUCGAGCGAAACUACCGCCCGCCGCCGGCGUCGGAAGGGGAGCGGCCGGCGGCGCCGGCGGCUGCCGCCGGCGCCGGCGCCGUCGGCGGCGAAGACGGCGGGGAGACGGCGAAGCCGGCGCCGGGACGGCACUCGCCGCUGUCGCCGUGGGAACCGGACGGGCGCACGGCGGCCGCGGAGAUCGGCGAGGCGAGGAGGCUGUCCGGCGGCGGCGGCGGCGGCGGCGGCGGCCGGAGCGCGGUCCCUGACACGGCGGAGGCGCCGACGGAGGCGCCGCUGGCGGCGGCGGCGGCGGUGCCGGCGGCGUUCCACAGCUGCGCCGUGAAGCGCGAGGGGAUCCGACGGCGCCCGGCGCGGGAGCUGGAGCCGGGAGAAGUCCGCUCGGACUCUGACGAGGAGGCGGCGGCGCCGGCGCCGGCCAAGUCGGCCCGGGGCUCCGGCGCGGCGCCGGCGGUCCCCUCGUCGCCGCCGCCGCAGGUCGCCGUCAACGCCGUCGGCGCCACCAGGCCGCCGUUCCUGCCGCAUAAGGAGAGGGCGGCCGGUCCCCCGCCGUCGGCGUCGGCGUCGGCCGCCGCCGCCCCGGCCGCGGCGGCGGCGGCGGCGGCGACGGCGGCGGUGAGCGCCGACACGAAGGCGCUGCUAGAGCGGGCCAAGUCGCUGUCGAGCAAGCGGGAUGAGCACUGGCCCUUCCUCGACUUCCCCGGGUCGCCUUUCGGGCGGUUCGGCGCCGGCGGGAGGGCCGGCGGCGCCGGCGCCGGCGGCGGCGCGCAGGUCGCCGGCGGCGGCGGCGGCGUAGGGGCUGGCGCUGGAACGGAGAGCAGGCCGACGCCGCUGUGGUACCAGAAGAAAAAGAAGCGGAUGGAUGUCUCCGCUGACGUCCACCGUCUGGACUCCUCCUCCUCCUCUCCUCCGCCCUCCUCCUCCUCCUCCUCGUCCACCACCAUCGCCUCCGCCCCGUUAUCAUCGGCGGCGCCACCUCCGACGUCGUCCUCGCUGACGGGCUCCUCCUCAUCGGCGUCCUUCUCGGCUCCCUCCUCCUCCUCCUCCUCGUCCGGGUCAUCGUCGUCCGCGUCAUCGUCGGCGGCGACAGCGGCACCGGCCGCCCCCGACGAGGAGGAGAAGGGGGCGGCCGCGGGGGGCGGCGGCGCCGGUGGCACCGGCGGUGCCGGCGGUGCCGGCGGUGGCGGCAGCGGUGGAGCGACGUGUCGCCACCUCUUCGCGUCACGCUUCCUACACAGCUCCAUCUUCGAGCAGGACUCGAAGAGGCUCGAGCACCUGGAGCGGAGGGAGAGCGGCGAGGAGGGCGGCGCCGGUGGCACCGGCGGCGGAGCCGUGGCCGCGCCGGCGCCGGACUCGACGGCCGGCGGCGCCGGCGGCGGCGGCGGCGGCGGUGCCAGCGGCAGGAGACUCCACGCAGCGGUGCAGAGCGCCAGCAGCAGCAUCUGCAGCAGCAUCAUCAGCAGCACCAGCGGCAUCAUCAUCAGCAGCAGCGGCGGCGGCGGCGGCAUCAGCGACACCGACCUCGAACCCAACGUUGGGCUGUUCCACAGCCGUUACGUCGAACUCACGAGGCAACAGCAGCAGCAGAGAAGCAGGGAGCAGCAGGAGCAGCAAAAGCAGCAGCAGGAGCAGCAGCAGAAGCAGCAAAAGCAGCAAAAGCAGCAGCAGGAGGAGCAGCAAAAGCAGCAGCAGCAGCAGGAAGCUUCGAUGGCGGCGGCGGCAGUUUCGUCAAAGACUUCCACAGAGAUUGCGUCAAAAGUACAACAGCAGCAGCAGCAGAAUCAGCAGCAGCAUCAUCAGAAUCAGCAGCAGCAACAGCAGCAGAAUCCUCUGCAUCAGAAUCAUCAGCAGCAACAAAAUCACCAGCAGCAGCAGCAGCAACAGCGGGUCGGGCGGCAGGCUUCUGCUAAGAGGAGUGGGAAACAGCGGGCGGCGGCACCGGCGGCACCGGCGGCACCGGCGGCACCGGCGCCGCCGGCGGCACAGGAAGCACCGGCAGAAGCAGCGGUCGCAGCAAGCGGCGCUUCGAACGGCACCCACGUCGGCUCGGACGAGACCGGCGCCAGACGGCCGCCGUCGCCGGCGCCCGCGGCCGCGGAAGCCGAGGAGCCGCCGCCGGCGGUGAGGUCGGCCAAGGCGGCGAGGGCGGAGCCGGCGGCGGUAGCGGCCGAGGCGCAAGCGGAGACGGACGCCGGCGAUUCGGCGUCGCCGGAGAAGCGCCGGCAGCCGCAGCAUUCGCCGGCGCCGAAAGCGAAGAGGGCCCGCUCGUCCGGCGCGCAGCAAACCGCCGCGGCGGCGGCGCCGGCGCCGGCGGCGUCGGCGUCGGCGGCCGUCGAAGACGCGGCGGCGUCGGCGGCGGUUGCGGCGACCGCGACCAGCACGAGGAAGAGCGAGCGGAUCGGCACCACCGCCGACAAGACCCGGCGCGCGCUGUCGCCCAGGCGCGCCGCCGCCAAAACGGCGCCGGCAGAGCGGGAAGAGGCCGAGGCGGUUGCUGCGCCGGCGACGACGGCGGCAGUCGCCGCCACCACCACGCGCGGCGCCCGGCACGCGGCCAAGAGCGCCGGCGCCGCGGAGAAGUCGCCGGGGAAGCCGGCGGCGAGGCGAGCGUCGGGCGCCGACAACGAAGCGGGCGAGGCCGGCGCCGCGGCCGGCGCCGCGGCCGGCGCCGCGGCCGUGCCGGCGGCGGUGCCGGUGCCGGUGGCCGGCACCGGCGCCGGCGAGACGGGCCGAGUGCGACGACGCAACGUGAAGUCCGUGUACGCGACGGUGCGGAUCGAGGAGACGCAGCAGCAGCAGCUGCAGGCGCCGGCGGCGGCGGCCGUGCCGGCGGCGGCGCCGGCGGCACGGAGAGGGCGCCCUCCUAAGGGCGGGCGCCGGAGGACGGGAGACUCUGUGCCGGAGGAGAACUCGGAGGAGGCGCCAGCGGACGGCGAGCCCUGGAGCUCCCCCGCGGCGGCGCCGGCGGCACCGGUGGCACCGGCGCCGGCGCCGGCGGACGAACCGAAGGGCAACGGCGGAAGGAAAUCGGCGGCGCCGGCGACGCCGCCGGCGGUUCGUCGGCGGCCGCCGGCGGGCAAGGAGCCGUCGGCGCAAGAGGAGCCGGCGGCCGUGACGGCGCCGGCGGAGGAGGGGCGGCCGAGGGGAGGGCGCCAGCGCAGGAACCGGCAGAGGAGCCGGUCGCGAGAGGCGGCGGCGGCGGUGGCGGCGGUGGUGGCGGAGGAUGAGCCGUUCUUUCGGAGUGGCAGGGAGCACCGGAGCAGCAGGGCCCAGCAGCAGCAGCAGCAGCAGCAGCAGGAGGAGGAGGGGGAGGCGGUGACGGGCGCCGUCGAUGAGAAGGUGGAGACGGAGUUGGCGGCGGCCAUCGACUCGAUCAUGCCGGACGAGACGUCCCUGGACGUCUCGUCCGGCGGCGACCCCGGGCGGGCGCUCGGAGCGGCGGUGACGGCGCCGCCGGCGGCGGAGAUGAGGUCCCCGAAACGACGGACGACGGCGGCGGCGGCACCGGCGAGGGGACGAGGGCGCGGGCGCCGCCUCGGCGCCGGCUCGGGAGCCCUCGGCAAGAGCGACGUUUCGGACAGCGCCAGCGAGUCGGAGUCGUCUGUCGACGCGGCUUCGUCGGCGGCACCGGCAGCAGGGCCAGGCAGCUGCACCAGCGGCGCCGGUCGCGGGAGCAGCGGCGCCGGCAGCUGCGGUGUUGGCGCCGGCGCCGGUGCCAACGGCGGCGCCUUUGCCAACGGCGGCGCCAACUCCAACGCCGGCGCCGACGACGGUCGCCGGUGCCGACGCCGGCGUCUCCUGCGCCGGCGCAAGCGGCAAAACUGGCCGUCGAGCAGCCGCCGCCGGCCGGCGGCUGCCCUACCGCUCGCCCUGCCGGCGCAAGCGGAGACGAGGCACCGGCUACCAACGCCGCGCUUCCUGCUGUCUUCGCCGCCGGGCGGCUCCGUCGCCGGCGCUUUUGCCGGGAUGGCGAGGACGCAGCCCGCGGCCGGCGCGGCCGCGGGCUCCGCCGGCUUCGGCGCCGGCGCCGGCGGGCCGCACGCGGCGCCGCCGGCAGUGCCGGCGCCGAAGCAGCCGCAGCAGCAGCUGCUGUCGCUGACGGCCGGCGGGGGCGAUCCGUCGGCUGUCAUCGUGACGGCCGAGCGGCGCCAGCUGCCGGCGUCCCCUCGCUCCGUCAUCAGCCCGCCGGUGCGCGCCUCCACCGCCUCUGCCGCCUCCACCGCCUCCUCCGCCGCCUCCUCCGCCUCCACCGCCUCUUCCGCCUCCACCGCCUCCUCCGCCGCCUCCUCCUCCUCUUCAUCCACCGCCUCCUCCUCCUCCGCCUCUCCCUCGGCGGCCGACGACAAACAGCAGCAGCAGCAGCAGCAGCAGCAGGCGGCGCCCGAGCCGGCCGUGCCGACGGCGCCCAAGCAGCGCUACAAAGCGGCGGUGGCGGCGGCGGCGGCCUCCUUCCCCGCUCGCCCGUUCCCGACCGGCAUGCCCUUCCUGCCGUACGAAGACACGCGGCACUGCGGCGCCGGCGUCGGUGCCGGCGUCGGUGCCGCCGGCGUCUCCCUGGGGUUGCCGGCGGGCGCGGCUGGCGGAGCGGGAGGAGUUGGAGUUGGAGUUGGGGCUGGCGCCGGCGACGUGGUGAGCCUGGCGGGCGCCGGAGCGGGCCUGCGCGUCAAGACGAGCGAGGGCACCGUCGUGCUGCUCAGCCAUUCGGGCCACAAGGCGGAGGGACCGCAGCGCGUCAGCGCCCCCAUCAGCCAGAUCCCGCCGGCCAGCUCCCUCGACGGCGCCGAGGCCGGGCAGGCGGCGCCGGCCGGCGGCGGCGGCGGCGGGGCGGCGCCGAACCCGGCGCCGAACCCGGUGCCGGUCGGCGGCAUCGGCGUCGGCGUGAAGAUGUGCAAGGCCGUCGGCGAUUCGAUGGCGCAGCAGAGGCUGAGCGCGUCGCCGGGCGCCGGCUACGGCAAGGCGCACUCGCUGGCGCCGGGCCAGCAGUACCACCCCAGCCCUCCUCCUCCUCCUCCGCACCACCCGCAUCACCACGUGGUGGUGAUUGGCCCCUCGGGACUCUACGGCCAUCCACCGCAGGACGAGCCUCCCGCCACGCCGGAGGCUCGCCGGGCCUACGACUCCUCCUCUCCCGGCGCCCCAUCGCCCUCCGCCAAAACGUACCGGCAGUUUGCCGGCGGCGGCACCGGUGGUGCCGGCGGCCUGCCGCCUUCGAGGGGAAUGGUGACCGUGCAGCAGCAACAGCAGCAGCAACAUCACAGCCUGGCCCAUCAGCACCAUCACCCCCAUCACCAGCACCAUCACCCCCAUCACCAGCAACAACAACAACAGCAACUGCAGCAGCAACAACAACAACAGCAGCAAGUCACACGAACUAAAAGCGCCCCAAAUUUACCCGGAGCCCCGAUAUCUGCCGCUCACCACUCGGCCAUCCUGCAUUCCGGAACGCACCAUCCCGGGACCCCCGUAUCCGCAACUCACCAUCCUGGAACCCCCAUAUCCGGAACGCACCAUCCCGGGACCCCCGUAUCCGGAACGCACCAUCCCGGAACCCACCAUCCCGGGACCCCCGUAUCCGGAACGCACCAUCCCGGAAGCCACCAUCCCGGAACCCCGGUAUCCGCAACCCACCAUUCCGGGACUCCCGUAUCCGCAACCCACCAUCCCGGGACCCCCGUAUCCGCAACCCACCAUCCCGGAACCCACCAUCCCGGAACCCCCAUAUCCGGAACCCACCAUCCCGGAACCCCCGUAUCCGGAACACACCAUCCCGGAACCCACUAUCCUGGAACCCCAGUAUCCACAACUCACCAUCCUGGAACCCCCAUAUCCGGAACGCACCAUCCUGGAACCCCCAUAUCCGGAACGCACCAUCCUGGGACCCCCAUAUCCGGAAUGCACCAUCCCGGGACCCCCAUAUCCGGAACGCACCAUCCCGGGACCCCGAUGUCCGGAACCCACCAUUCGGGGACCCCCAUAUCCGGAAGUCACCACCCAGGAGCGUCGCACCUCCUUGGGGGUCAGGGACUGAUUGCGGAUAUGGGGGGGGCGCCCCCGAGGGGUCUACACGGACCCCCGGAAUCUCUGCUACUCGCCCGAGCCCAGGCACAGGCGGAUCAAAUCCACUUGCAGCAGCAACAGCAGCAGCAGCAGCAGCAACAGCAGCAGCAGCAACAGCAACAGCAGCAGCAGCGCCGCGCCUCCUUGCAACGGACGUCGUUGGAUGGCGCUCGCGCCGCUGCCGCUCCGUACCAGGCUGCGCCCGCUUGUGGCGUGCGCGUCGAACCCAAGCUGUCGCCGCUGGCGAGGCCCGGCACAGCCGCGGUGCCCGCAGCUUCCAUGCAACAGCAGCAGCAGCAGCAGCAGCUGUUGAUGGCGAUGCAGCAGCAGCAGCAGCAGCAACAGCAGCAGCAGCAGCUGGCGGUCGGAGGCAGUGGGAGGAUGUUGCUGAUGGUGCCCGGGAGGCCGGAUGGUAGCCACGUGCACCGCACGCUGGACCUGCAGAAGCUCAUGAAGAAGUACCCGGUGGUGUGGCAGGGCCUAGUGGCCCUCAAGAACGACACGGCGGCCGUGCAGUUCCACUUCGUGUCCGGCAACAAUGUCCUGGCACACCGCUCACUGCCGUCACCCGACGCCGGACCCCCCCUGCGCAUCGCCCAGCGCAUGAGGCUCGAGCCGGGGCAGCUGGACGCAGUCGCUAAGCGGAUGGCGGUGGAGAGCGACUACUGCGUGCUGCUGGCGCUGCCGUGCGGGCGCGACCAGGAGGACAUGGUGGUGCAGACGGAGUCGCUGAGCACCGCCUUCAUCAGCUACCUGCAGCACAAGCAGGCGGCCGGCAUCAUCAACGUGCCCAACCCGGGGUCAAACCAGGCGGCGUACGUCCUGCAGAUCUUUCCUCCGUGCGAGUUCUCGGAGACACACAUGGCCCGGCUGGCUCCAGACCUCCUCGCCAGCGUCGCCACCAUCUCCCACCUGCUCAUCGUCAUCGGAUCAGCGUGACAUCAUCAUCAUCAUCAUCAUCCCCCCAACCUCUCCACUCACCACACCGCAUGAUGAUGAUGAUGACGACGACGAUGACGGCGGUGUAACGAUGC
Petromyzon marinus (sea lamprey) is the source of this 11321-nucleotide messenger RNA. The record is from RefSeq and is a predicted model, not a curated record. Lineage: Eukaryota; Metazoa; Chordata; Hyperoartia; Petromyzontiformes; Petromyzontidae.